GGAGUGCAUUAUUUUGCCAACAGUAUAUCCUCCUGCAAGACAUCAAGUCACAAAAAUUUGGUAGGACUACUUGUAACUUACUUUUACUCGUGACAUUGUAGCAUAGAGUGUCACGUGUCAAAGAUUGUUAUUCUAACGCAGUUAAAAUAAUUAACGUAUCAGCAGGGCAAAAAAAAUAUGUUUGAUGGAAGAUCAAUAUUAAAAACUAGGCUACAUAGGCGACAGAAGACAAUAAUGACGUGGGAAUUAUACAGCAGAGAAACUUUACGGAUCCAUUUGCUGCUGAGGUUUCUGCUCUAUUUUCACCUGGCGACCGUGGUUGGAGCCAAUGGAGACGUUGCCCAUCCUCACACCCGCCUGACUGUCAACUCCCCCCACCUUUCCUACAUGUGCGAGGUGGGUGCCAACGUCACCCUGCUCUGUGCCCAGAGAGGUGCCAAGCUGCACCCCUCGGACCACCUGCAUCAAAGCUGGCUUUUCACCCCCCACUCAGCUGAGCAUUGCCAUGACAAGGUGCACCCCCGCGACCACAAUCACCGGGGCAACCAUUCCAGUGCGGCGCUUCCUUGGGGGGUAAAGUACGGGGCAAGCGAAGAGUCUUUCUGGGUGCAACUACAGCUUGUCAACAAUUCUGACCAAGGGCGUUACUGCUGCCUCUCCCUGGAUAUUAACAAUGGCAAGGUGGUGCAGAGGACGCAUAGCCACGUCUUUCUCACUAUCACACCUCGGAAAAGAGACGAGGCGAAAUGCACUCUAUUGGACAUCAAGCCAGCAGAAGGGUCAGUGACUGCAGGCCUGGCCACAGCUGCUUGCAUCAUGGCUAUUCUCUCUUUGCCCAUCAUCCUGGUGUUAGUGUACAAGCAAAGACAAUCUGCCCAGUCCAGCCAACGUGCACACGAGCUGGUGAGAAUGGACAGUGAGGCUGCGGGCCAUGUGAACCCAGUAUUUCUGGGGGUCUCACCCCCGGGCCAGGCUAAGACCAGGACUGUGUCUCAAAUCAUGACCAGGCAGUCCUCAGAGACAGGCCGACACCUGCUUCUGUCCGACCCUGGCACCCCCCUAUCUCCUCCCGCACACGGAGUUGUCUUCUUCCCAGAACAGGAUCCCAUCCUAGAGUCUCCUGAUUUCCUGCAAGUCUAGGGAGAAGCAGUCAAUGGCUCCCUAACCCAGAAACACCUUGUGGUUAGUUAUUCAUCGUCACUCUGCCAUGUCACCCUGAAGCCUGUCUUACAACCUUCUCUGCUGGGAGAGCUCUCUCUCUGUGUACCGCAUCCUGGAUGGAUGGGCGAGGGAAGGAGGGGACAGUUUCUUCUAAAAUAAAUGUUCCACCUGCAACAACAACUGGAGGAGGCCAAAGAGGGGGGGGGGGAUUUGUUCUCGACACUUGUGUUGCAGUGGGGGCCCGCUAAGUAUGUGACGCACCGUCUGACCACUGACGACAGCUCAAGGACCAGCAGGUGCUCCUGAUCUGAUGUCCCAGGACUGUACUGAGGAGGAUGGGGGGAGUGUGGGUGCAGGGUGGGCUGUAGAGGAUACAAAGCAACUCCCGUGGACUCUUGAUGACAUGCUCCUCACCAUUUCCCUCACCAUUUUCCCCAAAGAGAUUUCCCCCAUAUAGGGCCCGUUCCCCGGACACAGAUUAAGCAUCAAUCUAGACAGAAAACAGUGUAAACUUUGGUUUAGACAUUUGUUUUCCACAAACCUAUUUUCCAGUGGCAAUUGACGAGACUGACAAGACAGACCUAGAAAAACACGAACUGAACGAAAGUGAUUUUUCAUUUCAGUUGACUAAAAUGAGACAUGACAACAUCUAUCUAUCUCUGUGAUUAAAAUCGGACUCUUUAGUGGACAGGACAAUAGUUUUUGAACAAAUCUAGCACUUUUCAGUGAUAAGCACAAUUAAUAUUAGCAGGACAGAUGUAGUUCUUUUCAGCAGUAGGAAGGAUGCACCACACCCGGCACACACAGCCUCCAUCAGCUGGUGAGCUGGGGGGGAGCAAGCGAUGAGUGUGGACAGGCAUUGCACAGGCAACUCUUCUUAAUUUCCCGACAUUGCGCAGGCAACUCUUCUUAAUUUCCCGUAGCUAGCCAGUCACCACUAGCAUUCUAGUCAGCUACCCUUUGCCUGGUUAAGAAACACAAGCUGCUUUACAAAAUGUAAAACAAUAGCAGCAUUGAGUUUAAUAGUACAACUACAGUCUAGCUAUGUUCUUCUCUUCCUUGAGUAGAGAAAAGUAGGCUGUUUUUUGAAUUUGUAGUCUUCGCACAACCCUCUCACCUUCCCCACUGACUUUCAUAGGCAGGUUCUGUCGCCAAGUCUCCCUCUUUUCCUCAGAGAAAACGCUUGAUGCUAGCCCUUACUGUUCAAAAGAUAUGACCCGGCUCUAUGUUGUUUCUUUUUAUUGUGCAUUGGCGGGCUGCAUUUUAUAUUCAUAAAGAAUAUUGUGGGCCGUGCUAAAAGUAGGCUACUUGCAGACCAGACCGUUAACCAUUCGUUUAGACUACACCUUGUUCAGUCAUGUUACCUCAAUAGCUAGCUAUAGCUAACAAACUGGGGCUCGUUCAGCAGUAUGCAACUUUUUGGAAUGUUCACAUAGAAAUAUGCUAUGUAGAACAAACAUGCCUCUGACAUCUUGCUACUGAACGUGGCUCUGGUAUUACCAGUAGCCCACUGUAUAUGCAAACAUUUGGUGGCACAGAAAGAAAGGAAGAAAGGGAUUGCAAAAAAUGUAUUGACUAAAUUCUUCUUGCCACUACACUUAUAUCUGACUCGGUAAAUAGAGUUAAUGUGCACCCAAGUGACUCGAGCACUGGGACUUUGUGUGUGUGUGUGUGUGUGUGUGUGUGUGUGUGUGUGUGUGUGUGUGUGUGUGUGUGUGUGUGUGUGUGUGUGUGUGUGUGUGUGUGUGUGUGUGUGUGUGUGUGUGUGUGUGUGUGUGUGUGAUAUCUAUGCAAUAUACAUUAUGUGAAUAAAAUGAAAGAGCAUUUAGUUGACUAAAAUGGCCCAUUGUUUUCUUUAUUUUGACAAUAACUCAAUGAAAUCAUUAUUAAACAUUUUUUUUUACUAAGGCGUAAUAUUUUUGUCAAAAUUACUAAGACUAGACUAAAUCUAAAAAAAGAGGGACACAAUUAAAAGGAGAUUCUCCAUUGAAUGUGCUUCUUAGUCCAACACCAUUAGCUUUAUCUGUGUCCUGGAAACUGGCCCAUAGUGUUCUACUUCUUUCUAUGAUGUUUCCCUCUUCCUAUGGCUCUGAAAUGCAUAUUCAGCAAAUUUGCUUGUGCCAAAGUGAUCAGGGUAGUAAGAGGUACCCACCCAUGUGCUGACAGUAGUCUUUUAAGGCCAUUUCCAACCAGCCUUAAACAAUUGUUUCUAAAAAUGUGUUUCUCUGAGCUGUUGUAACGAGACCAAAGCCCCACUUUUAUUUAUCUAAACGUCCCAUUCUUGUGUUGUUCCUCUUUCCCCUUUUAUAUAUUUCACUACCUAAAAUACUGUGUUUCUGUAACCCCCCUCCAUCCCUUCCCUUUCUCGCUCUUAUUCCUUCCCACACCCUUCUCUGCACGUAACAAUGUCCAAAUAUUCAACCAGUACUAGAAACUGUCAAAUAAAUAUUAGAGAUAUAUUGCUAUGCUGGAUGGUCGGUUUUUGAAGAGAAGUGUCGAUUUUGGCUAGUGGAUGGAUCUAGUAACCCAAACUCAAUGAGCCAAAUGCCUUCACUGCCAAGAUGACCAACGUGUUUAUUCCAUGGUGUUCUUGCGUUUACUGUUUUGUGAUAUCCUUUGGCAUAUUUUGUGCUUAUACUUGAUUAUUUGUUAUCUUUAUGUUUAUCUAUCUGUAUGUAUACACAAGUGAAUUGAAAAGUUGUUGACCAAAGCACAAUCAGACAGAGAAGGACAGUGAAAGCAUGUGUGAAGUCGACUAAACUGGCAUUUCAGACAUGAUGUUUAGAUUGUGUCUACGGUAGUGAUAGGUGGCUAUCGAAUACUACUGUAGAUAUUAGAUAAGGGGUGUUCAGUGAAUUGUAAAAAAAACACCCUGAAAUUAGUUGUGUGUGUGUGUGUGUGUGUGUGUGUGUGUGUGUGUGUGUGUGUGUGUGUGUGUGUGUGUGUGUGUGUGUGUGUGUGUGUGUGUGUGUGUGUAAUAGCCAAACAGCUGCAGCUUUGGCAACACCAUAUGAAAUAAAGCCUUUCCCAAAAAUAAUUAAAUAAAAUGCUGAUGUAAUUGUUUUCUAUAAUAAAUCGGCGCUCUUAAACCUU
Oncorhynchus keta (chum salmon) is the source of this 4254-nucleotide messenger RNA. RefSeq names its product V-set immunoregulatory receptor (gene vsir). Bases 178 to 1140 code for a protein of 320 amino acids. The record is from RefSeq and is a predicted model, not a curated record. The transcript has 7 exons. Gene Ontology annotation, biological process: regulation of immune response; positive regulation of regulatory T cell differentiation; negative regulation of CD4-positive, alpha-beta T cell proliferation. Gene Ontology annotation, cellular component: plasma membrane. NCBI's taxonomy places the organism in Eukaryota, Metazoa, Chordata, Actinopteri, Salmoniformes, Salmonidae.